Molecule: messenger RNA, 378 nt
Organism: Schizosaccharomyces octosporus yFS286
Lineage: Eukaryota; Fungi; Ascomycota; Schizosaccharomycetes; Schizosaccharomycetales; Schizosaccharomycetaceae
Product: RNA-binding protein
Exons: 1
Coding region: 1-378 (125 amino acids)
Biological process (GO): RNA splicing
Cellular component (GO): nucleus; cytoplasm; exon-exon junction complex
Molecular function (GO): mRNA binding
Source: RefSeq, a predicted model, not a curated record
AUGAGUCAACAAGCACGUCCUGCCAAAUCCGUUGAAGGUUAUAUAAUCAUUGUAACUGGUUUGCAUCCAGAGACUUCUGAAGAGCAGCUUGAAGAUCUGUUUGCAGAUUUCGGACCCGUUAAAAAUCUGCAUUUAAAUUUGGACCGACGAACUGGUUAUGUCAAGGGCUAUGCAUUAAUCGAGUAUGCCAAGUUAGAGCAAGCUGAAGAUGCUGUUCGUCAGACUUCAUUAAUGUUAUUAGAAAGAAAAUUAGAGGUUGACUUUGCAUUUCUGGAACCUCCUUCGCGUCCUCGCAGAUCCUCUUUGGAUUCUCGUAGUCGUAGUCCUUCGCCUCGACCCAGUCGCGAUGAUCGUGACAUUAAUAUGGAAGUAUCAUGA